Messenger RNA from Lolium rigidum, 1196 nucleotides. RefSeq lists its product as uncharacterized. Gene Ontology annotation, cellular component: mitochondrial large ribosomal subunit; mitochondrial ribosome. Bases 202 to 996 code for a protein of 264 amino acids. The transcript is spliced from 2 exons. NCBI's taxonomy places the organism in Eukaryota, Viridiplantae, Streptophyta, Magnoliopsida, Poales, Poaceae. The record is from RefSeq and is a predicted model, not a curated record.
GAUCUAUCUUCUUCCCCGACGGAGGACGGCGAGGACGGCCGUCUCUGGCUCUCGGCGUCUCCUCUACUUCACGUCUUCACCUGCUCGACGGCCCGACGCGACGCAGGCAUCUGUUGUUCUGUUAGUCAGCCACGGCUUCACCUUCAUCCACUCGAACUGAAGGAUCGAGAACAGCUGCUGCUUUACCUCCAAGGUGGUCCAAUGGCUUCAGGUGCAUCUGGUAUCAUGUUCCGGCGUCUUUUCAAAACCCUCACUGUAAGCCCAGCAGUGGCAUCUGGUAUAACCAGCCAGCAUCACCAGCUCCAGCAGCGCGCACAUGUGAGUGGCACAUCCAAAGGCAAGGCUAAGCUCAAAGCCGGCAUGCCUUUGAAGCGUAAUGUCAUAGCUAAGAAGGGGGGCACGUCUUCAGCUGGGAGCGGUGGCUCUGGCCGUGGUCGUCGUGAGGCUAUUGAGCGUAUUACUCAGAUUGCAGAGUCUUGUCUGAAGUCCCCUACUCCUCUACGGCACCUGUCCCCCAAGGAGCGUCUUCGUGAGGCCAAACGUGAGGAGCUUGGACUCAUCUCAAAGGAACGACAACGUGAGCUUGAUGCAGCUAAGGCUAAAGCCAAGUCCAAAGGUACCAGUGGAGGUGAAGAUGGCCGUGUGCUGAUGGGUCCGCCGGGCCUUGACUAUAUCAGUCUUGGCUUGGUUGAUGAGGAGGCCAUCCCUGAUUAUGAGCUGACAGUUGAAGAUGGCCGCCGUCUUGCCAAAGAAUAUAGCCGUGUCCUCAUGCGUCGACAUCGUGCACGUCAAACUGCAGAAUCGACGCUUUUGAGGCUCAAGAAGGAGGCCAUUGCUGCUCUCCCUGAGAAGCUGCAAGCUGCUGCUUUGAUUCCUGACAUGACACCGUUCCCCGCAAACCGGUACAUGGCAACACUCACGCCACCAAUUGAAGGGUAUAUUGAGAAGGUGCGGGACGCUGCCAAGAAGUAUUCUGUGAAGGAGAAGCUCCGCUGAGUUUGAUUCAAGGGAGUAAAAUGUCUCCAUAUAAGGUGCUGAGAGUUGAGGACACUUUUCUUUUGCUGCACUCUUGGCCUGUCUAAAUUUGUUGUCUUUUUGCUAUUUUGGCCUCUGAUAAUCAGCUUCUGGUAAUAAACAGCCACAAGUAUGCUUUGUAAGACCUUGCCAUGUUAUUCUGACUGAACUUUUCUGCUUCA